Messenger RNA from Oikopleura dioica, 240 nucleotides. The record is from the annotation of a GenBank genome assembly. Lineage: Eukaryota; Metazoa; Chordata; Appendicularia; Copelata; Oikopleuridae.
AUGUGCGGCCUCAUGUCCGAAGCUGUUUUUAUUCAAUUCAGCGACGUUCACUUCCAGCCUUUUGAAAUCGAAAGCAAGUCCGGCUUCGACCCCAACACUUACUGCCUUGGCGACAUGAAGCUUAUUUUUCCUGUUGUCAUAAUCUGCGUUGCAAUUGGAUUCAGUGUGCUGACAGCGCUGGCCUUGUACAAUCACAGUCAGAAGCAAAAACUGACGACGGAAGUUUUUCACGAACUGUAA